AUGCAAGGUAACAUUGAGAACUUGGUGGUGCAACGUAUUUUUCUAGUGACAGGGUGUUAUCAUUCAAGUGUCACAGCAAAUGCACAAGUCAACCAUGAUCCUAUUGAUGAGAACAAUGAAGUUAAAUGUGAGUUGGAGAAUGUUGCUGAUCAAAAUAUUAGUGCUCAUCAUGAAACUGAAAAACAUUAUAAUCAGGGUACUGCUGCUCAAGAUAGCCAGUCGGCAGUAGAUCCCAACUGGUGGGAAGGUGAAUCACAGUUCCUUUUGGAUUCACAGCAGCUAGCUGCAGGCAUUGCGAUUUGUGAUGAGUUCUUGCUGAGCCAGUCUUCUUGUGCUUCAGAUGAGGAAAAAAAUGGCAAACCGUCCUUGUCAGUAUAUGCUCAAAUUGGGGUUGAGGAUUUGAAAAAGGACCUAGAAGAAUGUCAGAAGCUCAGCUGUGAUGCCAAAUGCUCAAAUAUUGAACUUGAUACACCUCCAGAUAUGAGACUCAGCCAAAUUGAAUUUGGUUCGCAAGAUAGCUUCAUGGCGUGGACAGGAAGCAAACUUGACUGAAUUAAUAGGUGUAUCCACUGUUGCAAUUAAUUUAAAUUAUAAUUCAUAAUGUUUUGCCAAUGAUGAUGUUCUAGUUUUUUUAUGCUGCCAUUGUUGGUAGAGCUCCUAGUUUUGUGUACACUAACAUUGACUGGGAUGAGUUUAUAUAUUUCUCAUCAUGAUCUGGUUAUUUUGUUAGAACACUGCAGAUGAUUCUGUUAACUAUGUUGCUAAUGUUGUAGUAUUGCAUGAUGUUUUGAUUCGAUUA
This is a messenger RNA of Phalaenopsis equestris, 799 nucleotides long. RefSeq names its product SUPPRESSOR OF GAMMA RESPONSE 1-like. The transcript has 3 exons. The record is from RefSeq and is a predicted model, not a curated record. Bases 1 to 552 code for a protein of 183 amino acids. Lineage: Eukaryota; Viridiplantae; Streptophyta; Magnoliopsida; Asparagales; Orchidaceae.